AUGACCGAUCUUACCAUUUCAAAAUCAGUAACUGAAUAUGGUUGUACCAAAUGCGCAGACAAACUUCAUCAGUAUAUAUGUGAUCAUUCACUACGUCUGUCUGAAGCACAAAAGUGGUUAUUACAAGAGAGUAGAAAACAUCCACUUUCAACAAUGCUUUUCUCCAGUAUAGAAAUGCAACUUCUAUCGAAUUUGUGUUAUGCGAUUAAUGCUAGAAAGACACUUGAUGUUGGAGUUUAUACUGGAUAUAGUGCAUUGUCUAUCGCAGAAGUAUUGCCAUCAGAUGGACGUGUAGUAGCCUUGGAUAAAACGGAUGAAUAUUUGAAAGACUAUUGUUUACCAGCAUGGAAGAAGGCAGGUGUAGAAUCGAAAAUUGACUUCCGACUUGGUCCAGCUCUUCAAACACUACAAGAUUUAAUUGAUAAUGGAGAGAGUGAAACAUUCGACUUUGCCCUGAUCGAUUUAGAUCAACGGAACUACUGUAAAUAUUACGAAUUGUGUUUAAAACUAGUUCGAUCUCGUGGAAUCAUCGCCAUUGACAAUGUUCUAUGGAGUCUGUGUGUGCUCGACGAGAGUGAUAACAGUCCUGCAACUGUCGGCAUAAGAGAAAUGAAUGCAUUGAUAGCAAGAGACAACUCUGUUCGAGUUUCUCUAUUAAGAACUGGAGAUGGAUUGACAAUUGUCGUGAAAAAUUGAUUUUUGUUAUGACUGUUUUCAAAAUGGUUACAUCGAUAGUAACACACAUACAUUUGAUUGAUAAGCCGAAUUGCUUUGAUUGCUAUCACACAUAAAUAUUUCCCAUUACCAUGUUGUCAUUUUCAAUCAUCAUUGUAUAUGUAUGUUAUUGCAAUAAAAAUA
This is a messenger RNA of Schistosoma spindalis, 858 nucleotides long. The record is from the annotation of a GenBank genome assembly. Lineage: Eukaryota; Metazoa; Platyhelminthes; Trematoda; Strigeidida; Schistosomatidae.